Messenger RNA from Trichomonas vaginalis G3, 480 nucleotides. Its product is annotated as thioredoxin-like family. The record is from RefSeq and is a predicted model, not a curated record. The coding region runs from base 1 to 480 and encodes 159 amino acids. The transcript has a single exon. NCBI's taxonomy places the organism in Eukaryota, Parabasalia, Trichomonadida, Trichomonadidae.
AUGAUUGGAUUGCUUUUCCUCUUAUCAUCUGUUCGUUGCGAUGAAGUGAAUGACGACGACAGCUUCUGGAAUGAAUUAUCUGAUGACCAAAUCGUUGUCGAAGAUAAAGUUCCAGGAAAAUUGUAUGAUAAAGCAAGAUUUAACUUGCCUAUUGCAAGAAGACUCGAUAGCUUAUUCCCAGAAACAGCUAAGGCAGUCAGAGAUCUUCAAGAUGUAGUAAAUAUCGAAUUUGUCUACGAAGAAAAAUUCCCAAUUUUAUACUUCCUCGAUUCACAAGAUGUAAUCAUUGAAAAGAUAGAACUUGCUAAGAAAUCAAGAGAUGAAAUUAAAUCAAUUCUCGUUUCAAGAAACUUUGAUCUCAAUCUCAAGAAACCUCCGGAGACAUCAGCACCAAAACCAGUUGAAGAAACAAAUUCAACAAACGAAACAUCUACUCCAGAGCCACAAGCUGAAGAGGCCGGAAAAACUCAGGAAAUCUAA